GAAUCACUGCUGUCUCUGCCGAAGAAAUGGCUCAGUACCCAGGUCUACGGCACCGACGACGAAGACUUCCAGUAUGUGCAAGUGGCCAAACUGCCGGUGCCGGAGCUGCAGCCCACCCUGGACUCGUACCUGCAAUUCGCGUCUGUGAUCGUGAGUCAGCAGCAGUUGGAGAAAACCCAGGAGUUGGUGAAGAGGUUCGCGGAGGACCUCGGACCCAAAAUGCAGGCGAAACUCGUGGAAAGGCAAAAAGAAAUGAUUAAUUGGGUGACGGACUGGUGGCUGGAUGACAUGUACCUGAAAGUUCGGUUGCCCUUACCUAUCAACUCGAACCCUGGCAUGGUGUUCCCGAGGAGGCAAUUCGCAAAAAUCGACGAAGUGGCUGAUCUUGCUGCACUAUAUAUUGAUGAUUUACUUGACUAUAAGGAAAUGCUGGACAGAGGCGAGCUACCACAAGAGAGGGCUACAAGCCGCGAAAAAGGUCAGCCUCUGUGCAUGGAGCAGUUCUACCGACUUUUAGGCGUUUGCCGUAUACCAGAAGUUGGCAAAGAUCGUCUGGAACUGCCCACGAGACCAAACGAAGCUACAGAAAGUGAGGAGUUGGUGAUCGUCGCGUGCAGAAACUAUUUCUACCCAAUACCAGUGAAGGCUGGCGACCGAGGACGUCUCACUCCUGGAGAGAUGCAAGCUCAACUUCUCCACGCUAUGGUGGAUGCUGCCGGAGCUCCUCCAGCGCCCAGGGUCGGGAUACUGACAACUAUGAACCGGGACCAAUGGGCCAAGUCCAGGGAACAACUUAUUAGAGAUGAAAACAACCGCGCUAACCUGGAGCUGAUAUCUCGCGCUUUAUGCAUCAUGUGCAUUGACGAGGCAGGAGGGGACCGACCAGAGCUGGACAGUGACACCAACGCAUUACUCAGGGCUAUGCAUGGCGGAGGCACUCGACACCACUCCGCCAACCGCUGGUUCGACAAAACUGUGCAGCUUAUCAUAUCAUCCGACGGUACUGUGGGCAUGUGCUACGAGCACAGCCCGGCGGAAGGUGUAGCAGUGAUCCGUCUGGCAGAAAGAGCUCUUGCGCGUGCAGAGGUGGCAGACAGACCAUCACCUCCACCUGUGCUGUUGCCCGCACCGCAGCCUAUGAAAUGGAACCUCACCGUUGAUUUGCAGCGAACUAUUGAGCAUGCUGCAAGAGAUUUUGAUCGCGCCAUAUCAAACUUAGACCUGAGGGUGUACACGUAUCGUAACUACGGCCGGGACUUCAUGAAAUCCUGCCGCACCAGCCCUGACGUCUACAUACAACUGGCAAUGCAAUACGCGUAUUACAAACUCUACGGUUACCUGGUGUCCACCUACGAAUCAGCAUCGCUCCGGCGUUUUAACAAUGGGCGAGUGGACAACAUAAGGUCGGCUCACAGCGCGGCGCACGCCUGGGCCUCAGCGAUGUGUACGGCCGAUACUCCGCCCCAAUCUGAGGAGGACGGUCAGAGAAAGGUCUCCUUUAACUUAUAUGGGGAACAAAAGAAACUAGAAUUGUUCGAGGAAGCAGCUCGCAAGCAAACCGUCAUAAUGGAAGCCAAUAUCCUCGGCCGGGGUAUCGAUAACCAUCUGCUUGGAUUACGUGAGGCGGCGCGGGAGACACUGGGUGAACUGCCAGAGCUGUUCACAGAUCCAACCUAUGGCCGCAUGAUUGAGUUUAAACUUAGCACCAGUCAGGUCGCUACAACAACAGAUGGCACAUUCAUGGGUUACGGAGCGGUGGUCCCCGAUGGCUACGGUUGCAGCUACAACCCAAAAAAGGACUGCGUCAUCUUCUGCAUCUCCUCCUUUAUAGCCUCCAGCGUGACCAAUACAGAAGCCUUCCGACAGUCGCUGGAAGAAGCCUUGGACUCGAUGAAGCUGAUGUUUCAGAACAAGAAAACUGAGAGCUAAAUAUUAGCCAUCAACCUUUUUUCUUUAUUGAGGAGGAAUAUAGAAGCUCAGCAG
Molecule: messenger RNA, 1983 nt
Organism: Pararge aegeria (speckled wood butterfly)
Lineage: Eukaryota; Metazoa; Arthropoda; Insecta; Lepidoptera; Nymphalidae
Gene: ChAT
Product: choline O-acetyltransferase
Exons: 11
Coding region: 220-1929 (569 amino acids)
Biological process (GO): neuromuscular synaptic transmission; acetylcholine biosynthetic process
Cellular component (GO): neuron projection; cytoplasm
Molecular function (GO): choline O-acetyltransferase activity
Source: RefSeq, a predicted model, not a curated record